UGGUGAACAGCAGACGAUCGGACAUUUUAGAGUAUGGCUGCCACAUUGACAUAAACUCUGACGGUUGAAGGUUUAGAAACGUCUAUCAAAAUGAACAAUUUGUCGUACGUGUUCGCAUUGCUAUUUAUUGGAUUGCCAUGGAAGGCAGAGGGAAUUAUGUGGUUUCUCGAACCGAACACACAAAAAUGUUUGAAGGAGGAGUUACAGCAAAAUGUGCUCGUAACCGGGGAUUAUGAAGUAUCUCCAGCUCCCGGCCAGAAAGUGAAUUGCAUUGUACGGGACUCAAAGGGCCACAUUUUAUAUCAGAAGGAAGACAUAUCCAAAGCCAGGUUUACAUUUGUUACUGAAACAUAUGAUAUCUUCGAAGUUUGUUUUGCAUCUUAUGUCCCUCCCCAUCAGCAUGGUAUCCGCCAGGAAGUAUCCCUUGUCACAAAGCAUGGAAUCGAGGCAAAGAGUUAUGAAGCUCUUGGGGAGGCUGCAAAGCUGAAGCCCAUGGAAGUGGAACUGAAGAGAUUAGAAGAUAUGUCAGAGUCCAUUGUUCAGGAUUUCUCUCUCAUGCGUAAACGUGAGGAAGAAAUGAGAGAUACGAAUGAAUCAACAAACAGUCGUGUCCUUUACUUUAGCGUAUUCAGUAUGUGCUGCUUAUUAGGUCUGGCAACUUGGCAAGUUUUGUACCUUAGACGAUUCUUUAAGGCAAAGAAAUUGAUUGAAUAAACCUUCUCCAUAAGACCAAUUUCAUUUUGAAAAUGACUGAAACACUGGAGAGCUAGUAUUGUGGGAUUUGAGCUCUGUGUAUUCUCUGUUCUUUUGAUACUGAUCUAGAUAUAAGGAGAAAUUUGUGUUGAACUUAAGCAGAACAUGCAGGGAAAAUUUGUUCAAGUUUCCAUUGUGAUCAUUAAUAUUUAUUGUGUGUGUGUGGCUAUGUGUUCUUGUUGAAAUCCACGAGGUGCGAUGAUUGUA
This is a messenger RNA of Frankliniella occidentalis (western flower thrips), 960 nucleotides long. RefSeq names its product transmembrane emp24 domain-containing protein bai (gene bai). The transcript is spliced from 5 exons. NCBI's taxonomy places the organism in Eukaryota, Metazoa, Arthropoda, Insecta, Thysanoptera, Thripidae. Gene Ontology annotation, biological process: Golgi organization; intracellular protein transport; endoplasmic reticulum to Golgi vesicle-mediated transport. Gene Ontology annotation, cellular component: endoplasmic reticulum; COPII-coated ER to Golgi transport vesicle; Golgi apparatus. The coding region runs from base 91 to 714 and encodes 207 amino acids. The record is from RefSeq and is a predicted model, not a curated record.